AGCGAGACGGCGGUGAGUCAAGUUGUGUAUGAGGUUCUCGUGAAGUGUGACUCGUUUCCUUGUCGUGUGGUUACUGGUGGUAUUUCUCUGUGUCUGCGACCCGUGUUGUUAUUGCAGCAAAAUAGACCAAAGAGAGAAAUUGGCACCUCAGACAUGCACUUACUUGUUGGUGUUGGAACAAUACCUCAUGUGCUGAGACUGAAGCAAGACAUACCUCACCCUCGCUCGUCACACAACCUCGUGUAGUGCGCGCUUGUAUCUAUUUGUCCUCUCAUCACAGGCGGGCGCCGCAAGGUGUGAAACGCUUCCUGCACCCUGACUGGAAGCUUGGCCUGGAGCAGAGCAAAGCAGCCUCCCGGACCGUGCCUGCGGUGAAGGUGACGCGGAGCUGGGACCCGCCAGGUGUGUGUGGCUCUCUGAGACUGCCCACUCUCACACACCACUGGGAAAUAACUGUGAAGCCUUUGUGCAUUAAAAGGAAUGCGUUUCCAAGUUUAAACACUUUGUUGCAGCGAGGUUUCGACAAGUUUUAUGGGUAAAUAUAAAGGCUGUACACACAUGCACAUGCUUGUGCUGUUAAGAGUGAAAUGACCAUCGUACAUUCUUGAAAUCACCGUCAAUUAUUAAAUUAUAUUGAUUGAUAUAACAACUUUUCGUUGAAUAGAAACUAAUGAAGGCAAUAAUAACCCGAAGAACGAGUAAUUCAUAAGUGACAAUAGUGAAAAUUUCGAUAUUGCAAUCAUAUUUCAGUAGUCAGUGUGAAGCAAGCAAGCAUGUGUGUAACAAUGUAGACAGCCGUCAGGAAUGUUGGAAAAUGUUUUGGAAGAAAACAGGAGAGACAAGAAAAGUGAGUUGGUGGGUGAUGGGGGAGCAAGAGGAGGGCGUGGGAGGCCCCAGUGCCCUGCCCGGCCCGCCACCCUCUCCUCGGCACAUACCGCCCGUCAUACAUAAGCACGUGAAACAUGAAAUGGCGGCAUUCACGUGUGUCCUUUUCAUCCUCUUUUGUACAGGGGAGGGCCACGUCCAGGAGGGCCGCGGGCAGCACCUACAGUACCGCUCCGCCACACUACCCUCGCCCUCGCCACCCCAGCUGGAUCCCUCACACUCCGCGGACGUCACUGCCCUGGCUGGCAAGACGGCAAUCCUCAACUGUCGCGUGCACAACGUCAACAACAAAACGGUGUCUUGGGUUCGGCAUCGCGACAUACAUUUGCUGACGGUGGGCCGCUACACCUACACGUCCGAUCAGCGGUUCCGGGCACUGCACGAGGACGACUCCGACGACUGGCUGCUCAAGAUAAACUACGUGCAGCCUCGUGACUCCGGCGUGUACGAGUGCCAGGUCUCCACUACACCCCCGAUGUCACAUUUCAUUCGUCUCAGAGUCGUAGAGCCUCACACACAUAUACUGGGCGGGCCUGACCUGCACGUGAACACAGGCUCCACCAUCAACCUGACCUGCCUGGUGGAGUACAGCCCAGAGCCGCCAGACUUCAUCUUCUGGAGCCACAACAACAAGAUAAUCAGUUACGACUCGAGCCGCGGCGGAGUAACAGUAAUCCUGGAGAAGGGUGACCUCACCACCAGUACUCUACUCAUCCAGAAGGCAAGAGGCUCUGAUUCCGGCCACUACGACUGCAGCCCAUCUAACGCCGCCCCAGCAAACGUCACUGUGCAUGUUCUAAAUGGAGAGCAUCCGGCGGCGAUGCAGCACGGCGGACAGAGUGCGUACACUAACUCUUCUCUCGGCAACAUCAUCUUCCUUCUGGUACUGAUAGCAGUCCUGCAGACCACUGUCAAGUAGUACAGCGGACCACAGUGAUACUUGUUGUCUAGCUACGUAACUGUGACUCUUGGAAGAUCGAGAAUGUUCCAGUGUUGCUCUGCAAGGCCACAGACCACACUGGCUGCACCCGCCUUCAACCACCACCAACCACCACCUUCCACACCACUAAACACACACACACACACACACACACACACACACUCACACACACGACAAGAGAGAGAGUAGGUCGGAGUCAUUUAUUCAUAAUACUUAUCAAUUAACCGCGAUUUUAGAUUAAGUAGAUUUACUUCUAGUGAUUUCUUUAGGCCCGCAUUCUUUGUCUUUGUUUCUCUUUUUUAUUCAUUACUUCAUCAUCAAAUUUUGUGUGAAUUCAUCACAAACUGUCAUGUUUCCCAGCACUGAUGAAGGGAACACUUCUGCUUUUGAAGUUUGGUAACCUCAGGCAGCUGGACAGCACUCCCCUGCGCCCUCUACCAGGGAGUGGAACGACCAACUCCGGGCGUUCAUUUGACGCCGUGAGGGACACAAACAGUGGUUUCUCUUGAUCGAAACUUCCUAUGUGACAAAAUAUCACAAUUUUAUGAUCAUUACCAAUAGAAAAACAAGUUAUUCUGUAUUUCACUCGUUAAAAGGAACUCGACACAAGGAAGACUUCCAGUAACCACCCUGCUCAUUCCUCCAGCUCCCAAGACAUGGCAGUCCCCAUCCAUCACACUGCUAUUCCUCAUCCUUCAAAAAUGAAUAUUGAUGAAUAGAUACUCAUCGGUAACGCCCGCCUGUAUUCAUCGUAUCCAGUGUGAAUUCAGUGACUGCUUGACCUCACAAGUUUUGGUCUAUCUAUUAACCACACAAAUACCACAAAUACCACAAAAAUGCUGCAAGGCGCCGGUAGCACAGACACCCGUGGCACGUUCGCCUUGUGGUCUUUCAGGUACAAAUCUCCAGCAUACUUGGUGCUGAAAGAAAGCAGCUCACCAUCGGGGCAUUUACAAUACAGUAUAUUUCAUUGGUGAAUAUUCAUAGUCAGUAAAAAUUGUUAAUCGUAAGUGUGUGUGUGUGUGUGUGUGUGUGUGUGUGUGUGUGUGUGUGUGUGUGUGUGUGUGUGUGUGUGUGUGUGUGUGUUUCACCUCUUUUU
Messenger RNA from Portunus trituberculatus (swimming crab), 2924 nucleotides. Its product is annotated as zwei Ig domain protein zig-8-like. Gene Ontology annotation, biological process: synapse organization. Gene Ontology annotation, cellular component: neuron projection membrane. NCBI's taxonomy places the organism in Eukaryota, Metazoa, Arthropoda, Malacostraca, Decapoda, Portunidae. Bases 815 to 1804 code for a protein of 329 amino acids. The record is from RefSeq and is a predicted model, not a curated record. The transcript has 8 exons.